Molecule: messenger RNA, 90 nt
Organism: Penicillium digitatum Pd1
Lineage: Eukaryota; Fungi; Ascomycota; Eurotiomycetes; Eurotiales; Aspergillaceae
Source: RefSeq, a predicted model, not a curated record
AUGUAUAGCGACCACCGGGGCACGGGCGAGGUCCGGUCGCCCUAUCUCUUCGUCUACCACAGCCCGGGUUGCUGGAGAAUCGGGAAUUAA